ACAAGCUUAAUUUCUGUGGAUUAAGACACGAACGAAAAUUUCGCAUUUACUUGUCAUGCGUAAUGACGCGCGAUCCAACUUGGUACACUUGAAUAUUACCUUGGAAUGCCGAAAUAUUUAGCCUGUCGCUGGAUUAUCAAUGAUUUGUCUCUGGGAUUAAACUAAAGGAUUUAAAUUAUGAUUUACUUUUUCCAGUUCUUGUGUCUCCUCGCCAUCUCAGAUGGAGUGAUGGACCUUACUUUGACCUCCACUGUUAUGAGCAGGGGCGCUGCAAACUUUUCUCUUUCUUGUAUUUCUGGAGAACGAAGCACUGCUGGCUUAGAACUGGACAUUAGAAAAGAUAACAGCAUUAUUCUCCACCACCAUCUGCCACAUAUGAAUGUGAUGAAGGUUAAAGAUAAGGAGGUGGUGGCCUCUGGUUUUGAAAACAUAGAGCACUGCGGAAUCUUUUACUGCCAAGCCAAACAGGGCACCAGCGACCCCACAGAUAUUACACUUAUCAAUAACUAUAGUUCAGCCCGCUUUAGACCAGUGCAGCUCUCAAUGACAGUCAAUAAAGGAGAUAAAGUUCAACUGGCUAUGGAAGCACUGGACUUUGAGAGAAGAGAUAUCACAUGGAAAUACAAAGGUAACUACUACUACGUGACGCACUCGGAUGAUGUCACCAACAUGACGGCUGUUCUCACCUUAACCAACGUUAAUCAGGACCAUACUGGGGUGUACAGUGCAAGCUACAUUGGAGACAGUCCCCUCUAUGGUGCCAUGAUGCGUCUCAUCGUUAGAAACUGCCCAAGCAAAAAGUGGGGGAUGGACUGUACCAAAGACUGCCCAGAGUGUCUUAAUGGGGGUGUGUGUGAUGACAAAGACGGGGACUGCAUUUGUCCCCCGGGUUUUAUGGGAAUGCGCUGUGAGACAGCAUGCCGGGGAGGAAUGUUUGGACGGAACUGCCAGGAAUCCUGUAAGUCGAGAAUGGAUUGCCAGGGCUUGCAGUUCUGCCUCCCAGACCCCUAUGGUUGUUCCUGUGCCAGUGGUUGGCAUGGACAUCACUGCGAAAAAAGCUGUCCCAAAGACAUGUAUGGAGCCAACUGCCAUCUGAGCUGUAAGUGUAAGAAUGGAGGAGUGUGUAACCGUUUCUCCGGCUGUCAGUGUCCCACAGGAUGGAGAGGACGGCAUUGUGAAAAAUCAGAUCGAGCUCCGCAUAUCCUUGAUCUGCCCAGUACUCUGGAGUGGAACUUGUACUCCAGCCCCAAGAUCCUGUGUUCAGCUACAGGGAACCCUCUCCCCAGUCACACCUCUAUAGAGCUACGGAAGCUGGACGGUACAGUGAUCAAGGCUUCUCGAACCACCAUGGAUUCAAAUAAGAGUACAGCUCAGUUUGAAAUCCCACGCCUGCAUGCUGAACAUGGAGGCGUAUGGGAAUGCAGAGUUUCCACUAAUGGUGGGCAAGACUCCCGCAGGUUUCACCUGACUGUCAAAGAGCCUCCCUGUCCCACCACGGCUCCCAAACUGUUAGAGAAGAGGAGUAAACAGCUAGUGGUGAAGCCUGUGGAGACCUACAGAGGAGAUGGUCCCAUCAUCUCCGUAAAACUCCUCUACCAGCCCAUGGAGACAGGAGACAAAUGGUCUUCCAUUAUUGUGUACAACCCAGAUCCUUACCAAGAACCCAUUACCAUAAUGAACCUGAAGCCCUCAACCAGAUACCGUGUUUGUGUACAGCUCUCACGCCCUGGAGAGGGUGGGGAAGGAUCCACCGGUCCAGAAGCAAUCAUGGAGACCGACUGCCCGCAGCCUACGGCCAGGCCGGAGAUUGAUUUCAGCUCGGUGGAGGGCCGUAACGCCACUGUCCGGUGGAUCGUGCCCGGCAGCCCCGGUGAGGCCACUGGCUUUUUAGUGGAGCUGUACGGACACCUUGCGAAGAAACUUUGGGAGGAGACCACCUCGCUAAAUGUGCUCUCCACCAAGCUUUACAACCUGGAGUACCACCGGGACUACCAUGUGGUCGUCCGGCUGGUCAACUGCGGCAGCCUUGGGCCUGCCUCAAAGCCCUAUCCCAUCCGCAUCAACAGCCUGGGACCCUCAUCUCCACUGAAUGUCCAGGCUGACGCUCUGUCCAUUAAUGCUGUGCGAGUCCAGUGGCAACCCCCCGAAGACCCCAACGGAGGCAUCAUCAAGUAUACCAUUGAGUACCAGGCCAUGGACCAGGGAAGUCUGCACCACUGGGUGGACACUGAUGAUGGGAACAAGACCACCAAAGAUGUCACAGCCCUUAACAGCAGCACCUGGUACCAGUUCAGAGUUCGUGCCUUCUCCAAAGUACAUGGGGAGUGGAGCAAAUUUGUAAAAGCCAAGACCCAGGGAGAUGGCCCUCCUAGCUUCACCCCAACUACUCAGGAAUUGGGCGGUCGCCCACCAGGGGAGGGGUAUCGGCUGUUGGUUGCUGUGAUUGGCUCUGUGACAGUGACCUGUGUUACCAUUCUGCUGGCUCUGUUAGCCCUCUUCUGUAUCCGGAAAUCCAUUGUUAAUCGCAGACGAACCUUCACCUACCAGUCUGGAUCAGGCGAAGAGACCAUCCUGCAGUUCAACUCAGGAACACUGACCUUGACAAGACGGCCCAAACCCACCCCCGAACCCCUCACCUACCCCAUCCUGGAGUGGGAGGACAUAAAGUUUGAGGAUGUGAUUGGUGAGGGCAACUUUGGCCAGGUCAUCAAAGCUAUGAUCAAGAAGAAUGGAACCAAAAUGAGUGCUGCCAUCAAAAUGCUCAAAGAAUUUGCAUCAGAAAAUGACCACCGAGACUUUGCAGGGGAGUUGGAGGUGCUGUGUAAGCUGGGCCAACACCCCAACAUCAUCAACCUUUUAGGAGCUUGUGAGAACAAAGGCUACCUGUACAUUGCUAUUGAAUAUGCCCCUUAUGGGAACCUCCUUGAUUUCCUGAGGAAGAGUCGUGUCCUGGAGACAGACCCCGCCUUUGCCAAGGAGCAUGGCACCGCCUCCACUCUCACUUCACAGCAGCUGCUGCAGUUUGCUGUGGAUGUGGCAACAGGGAUGCAUUACCUCAGUGAUAAACAGUUCAUCCACAGGGAUCUGGCAGCCAGGAAUGUCCUGGUGGGGGAAAGCCUGGUGGCUAAAAUAGCUGAUUUCGGGCUGUCUCGAGGAGAAGAGGUGUAUGUCAAAAAGACAAUGGGAAGAUUGCCUGUGCGCUGGAUGGCUAUCGAAUCUUUAAACUACAGCGUUUACACCACAAAGAGCGAUGUAUGGUCAUUUGGAGUGCUCCUGUGGGAGAUUGUGAGUUUAGGUGGAACACCUUACUGUGGCAUGACCUGUGCUGAACUGUAUGAGAAACUCCCUCAGGGCUACAGAAUGGAACAGCCCAGGAACUGUGACGACGAGGUAUAUGAGCUAAUGAGACAGUGCUGGAGGGACAGACCACAUGAGCGGCCGCCAUUUUCCCAGGUCUCUUUACAGCUCAGCAGGAUGCAGGAGGCCAGAAAGGCUUAUGUGAACAUGGCUCUGUUUGAAAAUUUCACCUAUGCUGGAAUAGAUGCGACAGCAGAAGAGGCCUGACUACCAGCCCCCCCAGACCCCAGCAGAGUUCACGGCCCAGCUUGCCACAGCAGGCUGCCUCGAUACUGCCAUCCUCCAAACAGAUGCUCCACCAGGACCACACAGUUAUAACUUGCAGACUGUGAAAGGACACUGACUGAGCCUUGGUUCCGCUGUUCCAGGGACCAGCGUAGGCAUCCCGGGCCUUGAGUCCUGGCCUCUUAGCACUCUGAGGAGAACAUAACACUCGCCAUUUAUGGGGUCUGUGGGGUGUUGAACAUUUCUACUUUCUGCCAUCCGUUUUGUUGAGGAAUUUCAGCCUAUUGGACAGUGAUGUUGAGUUUCAGUUCAUGUAGCACUUGAUGUAAAAAAAACCCAUCAGUACAUAUGCACAGUGUACCUUUCCUUGUUUAUCUGUUUCAUGUUAAGUGUAUAUAUUUUUUUUACCUUGGUGGGCAUUACUCAGUUAUGUGUAUAUAUAAUGUCUUAGUUAGCUGACCUAACUUUUCUGAAAUACAGUACU
Molecule: messenger RNA, 4066 nt
Organism: Chanos chanos (milkfish)
Lineage: Eukaryota; Metazoa; Chordata; Actinopteri; Gonorynchiformes; Chanidae
Gene: tie1
Product: tyrosine kinase with immunoglobulin-like and EGF-like domains 1
Exons: 23
Coding region: 178-3564 (1128 amino acids)
Biological process (GO): multicellular organism development; cell surface receptor protein tyrosine kinase signaling pathway; positive regulation of angiogenesis
Cellular component (GO): signaling receptor complex; plasma membrane
Molecular function (GO): transmembrane receptor protein tyrosine kinase activity; ATP binding; protein binding
Source: RefSeq, a predicted model, not a curated record